Leptosomus discolor (cuckoo roller) is the source of this 3156-nucleotide messenger RNA. The record is from RefSeq and is a predicted model, not a curated record. NCBI's taxonomy places the organism in Eukaryota, Metazoa, Chordata, Aves, Leptosomiformes, Leptosomidae.
GAUGACUCACUUGUAGUGUGGAAGGAGGUGGACCUGACCCGGCUGUCAGAAAAGUAGCGUCGUGAUGCUUUGAACGAAAUCGUUAUCCUUGCCCUGUUGCAGCACGAGAACAUCAUCGCAUACUACAAUCACUUCAUGGAUAAUACCACACUGCUGAUUGAGCUGGAGUACUGUAAUGGAGGGAACCUCUAUGACAAGAUUCUGCGGCAGAAGGACAAGUUAUUUGAAGAAGAGAUGGUGGUUUGGUAUCUCUUUCAAAUUGCAUCAGCUGUGAGCUGCAUUCAUCGAGCAGGAAUUCUUCACAGAGAUAUAAAGACAUUAAAUAUCUUUCUAACCAAGGCAAACCUGAUUAAAUUGGGAGACUAUGGGUUGGCAAAGAAGCUGAACUCCGAGUACUCUAUGGCUGAGACUCUGGUGGGAACUCCAUAUUACAUGUCCCCAGAACUCUGUCAGGGUGUGAAAUACAACUUCAAAUCAGAUAUUUGGGCUGUGGGCUGUGUCAUCUUUGAGCUACUUACUCUGAAGAGGACCUUUGAUGCUACUAAUCCCCUGAACCUUUGUGUGAAGAUUGUACAGGGAAAUCGUGCCAUGGAGGUUGAUUCCACUGUCUACUCCCGGGAGUUGAUCCAGAUGGUGAAUUCCUGCCUUGAUCAGGAGCCAGAGAAGAGACCCACUGCAGAUGAGUUGCUUGAACAUCCCCUUCUCAGCAAACGCAGGAGGGAGAUGGAAGAGAAAGUCACACUGCUUAAUGGGCCAAAUAAGCGACCAAGGUCAAGUACCGUGAAUGAGGCUCCCAUUGCAGUGGUGACUUCGCGCACUAGUGAGGUAUAUGUUUGGGGGGGUGGGAAGUCCACCCCCCAGAAGCUGGAUGCCAUCAAAAGUGGUUGCAGUGCACGGCAGGUGUGUGCUGGUAACACUCACUUUGCUGUGGUGACAGUGGAGAAGGAGCUCUACACCUGGGUGAAUAUGCAGGGCGGCACCAAGUUGCAUGGGCAGCUGGGACACGGUGACAGAGCCUCUUACCGGCAGCCAAAGCAUGUUGAGAAGCUUCAGGGAAAAGCCAUUCGCCAGGUGUCCUGUGGAGAUGAUUUCACAGUGUGCAUUACAGAUGAGGGCCAGGUGUAUGCCUUUGGCUCGGACUACUAUGGAUGCAUUGGCGUUGACAAGGCUUAUGGCUCUGAAGUGCUUGAGCCCCUGCAGCUGGAUUUCUUUCUUACCAACCCUGUGGAGCAGGUCUCGUGUGGAGAUAACCAUGUGGCAGUGCUGACCAGGAACAGAGAAGUUUACACGUGGGGCUGUGGAGAGUAUGGGCGCUUGGGGUUGGAUUCAGAAGAAGAUCACUACACCCCUCAGAAGGUGGAUGUUCCGAAGACCUUAAACAUUGUGUCCGUUCACUGUGGCUGUGACGGGACUUUCCUGCUCACCCAGACAGGCAAAGUAUUGGCAUGUGGACUCAACGAGUUCAACAAGCUGGGCCUGAAUCAGUGCACAUCAGGGAUAAUCAAUCACGAUACGUACUGCGAGGUGCCAUAUGCCACUUCCCUUACUUUGGCCAAGCAGCUGUCCUUCUACAAGAUCCGUACCAUUUCUCCGGGGAAGACACACACAGCUUCCAUUGAUGAGCGAGGCCGCCUGCUGACCUUCGGCUCCAACAAGUGCGGACAGCUUGGUGUUGGGGACUAUAAGAAGCAUCUGGGAAUUAACCUGCUGGGAGGCCCCUUGGGGGGUAAGCAGGUGAUCAGGGUUUCAUGUGGAGAUGAAUUCACCAUAGCUGCUACUGACGACAACCAUAUCUUUGCCUGGGGUAAUGGCGGGAAUGGGCGUCUGGCAAUGACAUCGACUGAGAGAGCUCAUGGCUCGGAUAUUUGUACCUCGUGGCCUCGGCCAAUAUUUGGAUCGUUGCAUCAUGUUCCAGACCUGUCGUGCCGUGGCUGGCACACCAUCAUCGUUGUUGAAAAGGUGUUGAACUCUAAAACAAUCCGAUCCAACAGCAGUGGCCUGUCCAUUGGUACUGUGGCUCAGAGCUGCACAACUGGAGGAGGAGAGGAAGAGGAUAAUGAACAAGAAGCAGAGACCCCCAAUCCCAGUGGAGGCUUUCGGGGAACUAUGGAAGCAGAUCGUGAGUUGGGGGGCUGGAUUAGCACAACAGAAGCUAAGGGAGGCAACAGUGCUGACAGCAGCUCCUGCCCUGGCUGGCUGCGGAAGGAGCUGGAGAAUGCUGAAUUCAUCCCCAUGCCUGACAGCCCCUUUCCUCUGAGUAUGGCAUCUUCAGAGCCUGAGAAGGAGACUCUGCCUUACCAGAAACUUCAGGGACUCAAAGUGGCCUCUGAGGAACCUGUUGGAUUAAACAAGCCCAAAACGGAGCCCUGGCCUACUUGCCUGAGUCCAACCUUGCCAUGCAGUGAAGGGAAGGCCGCGUCUCCUGUUGCGGGCUGCAUGUGCAGUGCUCUGCAAGCGGAGGUGACGCGCCUUCGAGGCCUGGUUUUACAGUGUCUGGAUGAUCAGAAGAAGCUGCAGCAGGAAACUGUUCGCCUGAGUGCCCAACUGCAGCGGUUCUGCAGGGGGACGGAGGGAAUGCAGCAGGUGGAGGUUCAUUCCAAAGGAACACAGACAGCCAAAGAGGAGAUGGAGCUGGAUCCGAAACCUGACUUGGAUUCAGAUUCGUGGUGUCUCCUGGGAACGGACUCGUGCCGCUCCAGCCUCUAGUCUCCUGAGCCCACUGGGAUCCAUCUAACUUCACAGCACACUAACCGAAUGCAGAGAGCGGCUUUCCUGGCUUCAGGUCACUCGCAGACAAGGAGCGAGGCCGGAGGCUCCAGAGCAGCACCCAUGUACGUUUGAUAUGAACUAGGAGUGAGUUUGAGAGGGGAAGGGCCCCUGAGCUCUAGGCCAGCUCAGUGAUUGAAGCAGCAGCAGCUCCUCUUUGUACCUUACCUGUCAGUUAUGCACGUGAGGCAGAAUGGCCCCAUUAUGGCGAUGGCUCCAGUAGCGGCUUGUGGCCUUUCCAUUGUUUCACUGCUUCUUGGGAGCUGCCUUUGGGACCCCAGUAUUCAUCACUGCAUCUCUAGAUGAGAGGAGGAGACAUGUUUUGUACUGAAGCUGGCUUGAACUGUAAGGCUUGCCACCUUCACUUCAGAGGGGUGAAGGACUAGGAUC